AUGCAAAUAAUAAUCGUGGGCGCCGGGAUAGCAGGCCUCUCAGUCGCUCUAGCCCUGUCCAAAUCAAACCACGAAGUCCUAGUCCUUGAAUCGGCACCCCAACUAGCAGAGCUAGGGGCCGGCGUCCAAAUGACCCCACAAGCAAUCAAAUAUCUCUUCUCGUGGGGCCUAAAGGAAGACUUACUGGCAGAAUGUAUCACGCCCGAGAAAAUACUUUUCAAAAACUGGAAAGAUAGCGCUCUAAUCGGUGCGCUGGACAUGACGACCUUUGAAGAUGAGUUUUGUGCGCCUUAUAUUGUAAUUCACAGGGCUUCGUUGCAUACUGUCCUGCAUCGACAUGCUGUCCAAGCUGGAGCGAAGAUUCGGCUUGAUGCCACGGUCACUAAAUAUGAUUUUGAGAAUGGAAGCGUCGAGUUGAAAGGUGGUGAGAUGCUAAGUGCAGACCUCGUCGUUGGUGCCGAUGGCAUUAACUCGUUCGCUCGUUCCCAGCUUCUCGGAUCAGAAGAUCCGGGCACUCAACCUACAGGAUGGGCUGCGCUUAGAAUGAUGGCGGAAACAUCAAAGAUCAAAGCCAAUCCUCUAACAGCCGGUCUAGUCGAUCUUGACACCUAUAACUCGAAUUUCUGGAUUGCACCCGACAAAUCAUGCAUGACGUAUUGGAUCAAAGAUGCGUCUAUGCUGAAUAUCGUUCUUUCGCACCGUGAUGACAUCGACAUGAAAACUCUUACCUAUGAGGAACACAAAGAAUUCGUUGAUAACCUCUUCAAAGGCUUUGAUUUGCCCGUCCGAGAACUCCUCAAUCUAGCAAUUCCCAAGAUAGUAAACUACCCUGUUUACGCUGUCCCGCCCCUCCCUAACUGGGUCCAUCCUUCCGGACGCUUCACGCUCGUCGGUGACGCAGCGCACGCGAUAGCUUUCUACAUGUCUAUGGGGGUUAGUCUGGCUGUCGAAGACGCCGUGUCCCUCUCGGUAGCCUUAGGCCAUCCCCGUGAAACUAAAACAGGUCAAGCGGGAUUGAAACACGCACUCGGUGUAUUUGAAGAUGUGCGCAAGCGCAGAGCUGAGCGUGUCCAGAAAGUCAGUCUGCGUGCCGGUGACUCAUACCAUGUACCGGAUGGAAAAGAGCGAGAGGCGAUGUAUAAAUUGAUGGCAAAGCCUAAUUAUUUUGCCGAGCCUAACAUGGACGAUCCAUCUGAGGCUGAGGAUGGGAUCGGCGGUCUUGCUAACAGGUGGACUAGGGGUUGGUGUUUUACGUUCAGUGCCUAUGGGUCUGUAGAUCGUCGUUUUUAUGAGGAAACGUUGGGAUAG
Penicillium pulvis is the source of this 1308-nucleotide messenger RNA. Its product is annotated as FAD-dependent oxidoreductase. The coding region runs from base 1 to 1308 and encodes 435 amino acids. Gene Ontology annotation, molecular function: FAD binding; monooxygenase activity. NCBI's taxonomy places the organism in Eukaryota, Fungi, Ascomycota, Eurotiomycetes, Eurotiales, Aspergillaceae. The transcript is spliced from 3 exons. Gene Ontology annotation, biological process: secondary metabolite biosynthetic process. The record is from RefSeq and is a predicted model, not a curated record.